AGAAGGAUCUCGACCUGAAAUGUCGCCUUUUCCUUCGCUCCAUAGAUGCUGCCUCACCUGCUGAGUUUCUCCAGCUUUUUUGUCUACCUUUGAAACAGUGAGAGUGGGUCGACUGGGAGUUGCAGCUGUGAACAUAUCUUUUCCAUUUGCCUAUGUGUGUGUGUGUGUUUUCAGACGGCCUUCUGUUUUUAUUUGCAUCUUGCUUUGCAUGUUGCUGGCUUUCAUUUGACUUGGAGGUGGGAGCUGGCUAUAAAAAAAGAUUCUUUUGUUUAUACCCAUCCUGGGAUCGUUGGUCGUGAGUCUCUCUGCCCUUGCCAACUUGCUGCGAGGAGCCUUCGGCACGACUUGCUUAUCUGAGAAUGGCUGGAGCGUUACUCCCUGCGAUCGAGGUGAAACCAUUCCUGGUUCAUGGAGAGAAGUUCAUUAAAUGGGACGAUGAGACUGGAGCUGGAUCGCCGGUGGUUAUGCGCAUGGAUUCACAUGGACACUUCCUCUACUGGACCUACCAGAACAAGCAAGUGGACCACCUGGCUUUAACAGGCAUCCGUGACACGAGGGUCGGGAAAUAUGCCAGAGUCCCCAAGAAUCCUAAAAUCCGGGAGAUUUUCGACGUGGCCAACCCUGAGUCGAACUUCUACUCCAAGUGCCUGACUGUGGUGUCGGGCCCCGACUUCCCCAACCUGACCUUUGACAAUUUUGUUGCUUUCAAGCCCAACGUGGUGAAGGACUGGGCAGCGGAAGUGCUGAAAAUCGCCAUCCACCCUCUGACCCACAAUGGUUCACGUUUGUUCACGAUCCACAAAAUGUACUCAAAGAUAAAAUUAUUUGUGAACGAAGAGAAAAAAAUUCCAGUGAAAAAUGUUUACCAGAUGUUCGCAGCAGACAGGAAACGGGUGGAGGCCGCUCUUACUGCCUGUAAUCUCCCGAGUCAGAAGACGGACAUGAUCAACCCUGAUGAUUUUACAGAACUGGUCUUCAAGCAGUUUAUCACACACUUGUGCCCUCGGCCUGAGAUUGACCAGAUCUUCCAAUUAAUGGAUGUGAUGGUGAAGCCGUACUUGACUCAACAAAAGAUGUCCACGUUUAUAAAUGAGACGCAGAGAGAUGCUCGGCUGAAUAAUUUUCUUUUUCCAUUAGUUCAACCUGAACAAACGCAGAAGCUGAUUGAGAAAUAUGAGCUGAACAGAGUGAAUGCAAAUAAGGGCCACAUGUCGCUGGAGGGACUUUGCUGGUACCUGUCCGGCCCGGAAAACAGCCUGAUAUUCCCGGAGAGGCUGACUGUGUACCAGGAUAUGUCGCAGCCCCUGCCGCAUUACUUCAUCAAUUCCUCCCACAACACCUACCUCACCGCUGGGCAGUUCUCCGGGAUUUCCUCCCCGGAGAUGUACCGGCAGGUCCUCCUAGCCGGGUGUCGCUGUUUGGAGCUCGACUGCUGGAAAGGACGACCGCCAGAUGAGGAGCCAAUCAUUACGCACGGUUACACCAUGACAACGGAAAUUCUCUUCAAGGAUGUCAUCGAGGCUAUUGCGGAGAGUGCGUUCAAAACAUCACAGUACCCAGUCAUCCUGUCCUUCGAAAACCACGUGGACUCCCCAAAGCAGCAAGCCAAGAUGGCCGACUACUGCAGGACAAUAUUUGGUGACAUGUUGCUGACAGAGCCCUUGGAGAAAUAUCCACUGAAAGCUGGAUCUCCCGUCCCCAGCCCCCAGGAGCUGCUGGGCAAGAUCCUCAUCAAGAACAAGAAGAAUCAGGUUGCUGACAACAGGUGCCAGGAGAUGAAGAGGAGGAAGAGCAUGGACUCCGUGGCUGAGGAGGCAGCGUCCGGGGAAACAUCGCAGACAGGUGAAACUGAAGAGCAGUGUGAAAAUGAGGAGGAGCAGGAGCCCAUUGAUCAGGAAGACGAGGAAGAACAUAAGAAGAAUGCAUCCGAUGAGGGGACUGCUGGUCAGGAAGUGAGAGCAUAUGCGGAGAUGUCUAGUCUGGUGAACUACAUUCAGCCCGUGAAGUUUGACUCUUUUGAGCUCUCCAAGGAAAGAAAUCGAUCUUACAUCAUCUCAUCCUUCACCGAGACCAAAGCGCUGGACAUGCUCAUCAAAUUUUGCCUUGAUUUUGUUGAAUACAACAAGAGACAAAUGAGUCGCAUUUACCCCAAGGGGACGAGAAUGGAUUCCUCAAACUACAUGCCUCAUGUCUUCUGGAAUACUGGCUGUCAGAUGGUGGCUCUGAACUUCCAGACAUCAGAUAUCCCCAUGCAGCUAAACAAUUCAUGCUUCGAGUUCAAUGGUCGUUGUGGCUACAUUCUGAAGCAUAAACUGCUGCGAUGCCUGGACAAGAAGUUUGACCCUUUCACCGAAGAUCAGAUAGAUGUGAUCGCACCAAGCACGUUGUCCAUUUUGGUUAAAUCAGGGCAGUUUCUGUCGGAUCGGAACUGUAAAUUCUAUGUUGAAGUGGAAUUGUUUGGGCUUCCAAAUGACCCUCGGCAGAAGUUCAGGACCAAGUUGACCUGUGAGCAAAAUGCCAUCAACCCUCAGUGGAGGGAUGAGGACCCAUUUGUUUUUGAAAAGAUCCUGGUGCCGGAAAUGGCUUUUGUACGGAUCGCCACUUUUGAAGAAAGUGGAAAAUUCAUUGGGCACAGGAUUCUUCCAGUUACUGCUGUCCAAACAGGCUAUCACCAUGUCGGUCUGCGCAAUGAGACCAACCAGCUGCUCACCAUGCCGACCCUGUUCGUUUAUAUCGAAGUGGGAGACUACAUACCUCACACCUGGGCAGAUCUAAACAAGGCUUUGGCUGACCCAAUACACUUUGUCCGUACAAUGACUGCACAACAGGACCAGAGUUCAUAUGCUGAUGAGGUUGUCUCUGAGGAUAACGUACAGAUACAACAGAGCGGCAACGAGGCAUCGGACUCCACUGAAGCAUGCAAUCCCUACAACCCUACCAGCUCGGACCUUGAGGAAUCUUGCAAGAAUGCCAUCGAACCGUUGACCACUUCUGAGCUGAAGACACAGAAAGCGUUUAUCAAAAUGCAGAGGAAGCACGAGAAAGAGCUGAAGGAACUGGAGAAGAAGUUUCAGAAGAAGAGGAGUGAAGUGAUGCAGAAAUAUUCCGGCAUUUUAGCUGAGCAAUGCAAGGGAAAACAAACGAUUAACAAAUCCGUCAAGAAAAAAUGGAAUGUCUGUAAUGCUCCCGAGAGCACGCUCAGCAAUGCUUCAAUGACCGGUGGGCCAGAGGCCGAGAAAUGCAGUGAGCUCAGGGACAACAUGGAAUCAGAUUUAAUGCAAGUGCAUGCAGACCACUACGAACUCAUGCGGACCAAGAAGGAGCAACACAUCGCUAAGCAAAUGAUCAAAAUGGUGGAGUUAGCAAAGGAAAAGCAAGCUGUUGAACUGAAAAAUUUGAAGGAUUCAGCUGAAAGUGAAAUGAAAGAAUUGAAGAGAAAGUUGGAGCUGAAACGUCUGGAGAAGAUUGAGACGAUGAUUAAAACUACAGCAGACAAGAUUGUCCGGGAUAGGCGCAAGAAAGAGAUCAUUGAGCUCCACAUUCAAGUGUCGGUGAAAGAAUUCAAGCUGGCUUUAAUGAGCCAGUCGAAGAAUGAAAGCAAACUCCAGGAAAAACAUGCAGGUGAUUUUGAAGAAAUUAACGAAAAGGAAAAACAGUACCAGCUGGAGGCCCAGGAUGAGUACGAGGCAAACAUGAAGGCCUUACCUCACGAGGUAUUGGAGCUGAUCAAGUCGAUGUUAAACACUAAGUUCACGGAUGACCCGGAGAGAGUGGUGUAUGAAGGGAAAGAUCUGGCAGGAACAGCACCAUGUGACUCAUCACCCACAUUGACUGAUACAGAGGACACAGUUUCUGUGGUGACUCGGAAAGAUAAUGUUAGGUUAUAAUUAUAAUUUAAUAUUGAACUACCAGUGGUAUCUGGUUAGAUAUGGUCCACGUGUGAAGUGGUAGCACUAGAUUGACUAGCAGGGAGUCCAGCUGUUUUUAGUGUGUUUUACUGGCAUAAAGUGGCACCUGUUCAUUUAUCUUGUAUGGUAGUUUACAGGAGGUGACAUACGCUUUGUUAAGAUACUUAUAUUCAAGUGGAGAUUGGACUGGCUUUGGAAAACUGCAACCUUGUUCUGUCAAUUUCGUAAUGUUCCUCUUUCCAUAUAUUUAGUAUGUUCUUGUCCAUUUAGUCAAUAAUCUAAUUCAGUGCAGAAACAGGCCCUUCGGCCCACUGAGUCCGCACCGACCAGCGAUCCCCGCACAUUAACACUAUCUUACACACACUAGGGACAAUUUACACCUAUACCAAGCCCAUUAACCUACAAACCUGCACGUCUUUGGAGUGUGGGAGAAAACCGAAGAUUUCGGAGAAAACCCAUGCAGUCACAGGGAGAGCAUACAAACUCCGUACAGACAACAGCCAUAGUCGGGAUCGAUGCCAGGUCUUCGGCGCUUUUCGCAAGCGCUGUAAGGCAACAACUCUCCUGCUGCGCCACCGUGCCGCCCUAGGGCUCAUGUCUAGGGAACUAUAUUCUCAUUUUGCCCUUUAAUGCUGGUACAGUAAGGUCACACAAAUUAGUAGGAAAGUUAUUUUAUUAUAUCAUGGAUAUUACAGUAGAUUUACAAAUGUAAUAAAUUGGAACAUUUGGGCAACCAGUACUGCUUUGUCUGUCAGGAAGAACACUAGAUGGAAUGGGAAAAGGCAGAGAAAUUGAAUUAUGAAGAGGUGCUUUUCUUGGAGAAAAGGCAUGGGGUGAAAGGUCAAAAGGUUCCUUUUGUGCUCAGUGAAUUAACUACCAUACAAGAUGCUACAGCCAAUCUCUUUGAGGUUCAUUAUCAGUUAAUCAGUUAAUUUCCUUUGUAUCUUAUAACAUGAAACUAUUUCUUAUUUACUGAGUGGGCUUUAAGCUUUGAUUUCUAGGUCACAUUAGACAUUAUAAGUAGAAUGUUGUUGACUAGUCAUCACUGACAGAGCCAUCAGUGUCUGAGGAUAUUUAGCGCUAGGGCUAUGAUGUUCUCUCCUGCAGGGAGAUAACUAGAUGAAGCUGCAUAUUGCACUAGGGAGGCUGAACUAUACAUAGAUGCUCGUUUGCAGAUAUCAUGGCACGACUGACUAUAAAACAUACAAUAGACACAUGCUUCCAACUUAGUUUGCUGAGGCUCCGUAAAAUCACCUGGUUAUGAAAUAUUUUGAUGAUUUUCUUAAUAUUGGAGUUUGAAUCAUUGUUGCAAAUGCUUUUGGCAAUAAAAUCUGAUUCUGAUAUGUGUGUAGAAUUUUUAAAUUUUUAUUAAACAUCGUGACCGCACGUGGGCCUGUCAAUGCGAGCUCAUAUCUUUUGCCAGAAAAUGGAUUAACCUGAAAUUUGGCGUUUAUUUCAACUGACUUGUUCAGUUCAGAAUAUGGGCAGGUGGUGGAUACAGAGGAAGGAGGCAAGUGGUGGAUUUAGGCAGUGAUUAUGCCCAAUUACAUGUUUAAGAAGGAACUGCAGAUGCUGGAAAAUCGAAGGUACACAAAAAUGCUGGAGAAACUCAGCGGGUGAGGCAGCAUCUAUGGAGCGAAGAAAAUAGGCAAUGUUU
Molecule: messenger RNA, 5565 nt
Organism: Leucoraja erinaceus (little skate)
Lineage: Eukaryota; Metazoa; Chordata; Chondrichthyes; Rajiformes; Rajidae
Product: 1-phosphatidylinositol 4,5-bisphosphate phosphodiesterase beta-2-like
Exons: 32
Coding region: 360-3887 (1175 amino acids)
Biological process (GO): phosphatidylinositol-mediated signaling; lipid catabolic process
Molecular function (GO): phosphatidylinositol-4,5-bisphosphate phospholipase C activity; calcium ion binding
Source: RefSeq, a predicted model, not a curated record